GACGGCAUCGCUCUCAGGAUCUCUGGACCACACAAGCUUCUCCACCACGACAAGGAGACAAUCCACAAAGAAGAUGGCACCAUUCAACCUGAUUAACAAUCUCCCUCCUGUAUUCUCACUCAUCGUUACCCAUAGUCAUCUGGCAGUACUGCAGUGCCAAUUCCAUAGGCAGAGUCAGUGGGCUGUGAGUUGAGGAUCCUUUGAGAAAGGAUGAUCCCUGUGGUGUGAUUGCACUCUGAUGGUGACUCGAGUUCACUAGUUUCAAUGUCAGACUGGCUGGGUAUGGAGACCCAGAACAGGAGUGAGUGAAUGAGGUCAAGGAUGAUGCUGCCUGAUGUUCUCUGACAAAAGAGUGACCAUAUGGUAUUGAAAGUUGCCCCUCAAAUCCGGUCUGUUUAUGUCAGCUGCCAGCACAACUACACCAAGUCAAAGUGCAAUCCCACAGCACUCAGUGCAAUCAGAGACCCACAGAGAGGAAGGAAGGUGGAAAGAUCAAUUGGCAAGACUGCUGUGCUGUUGUGGAGGCCUGCCAGGGAGACCACUGCUACUGCCUCUCAACCUUGUAUGCCGUGCCCAUGAUGUAUGGGCUGCUGUGUGAGAGUCUGCACAACUUCAUCAAGGAAUCAUAUGGAGACGACGUGUGGAAGCUGGUGCGAGAGCAGGCUGACGUCCAGCUUCACUCUUUUGUUACUCACGAGGUCUACCAGGAGAGUGUCAUUCCACGCAUUGCCAUGGCUGCUAGCGGCGUCACCGGCACCCCCUACAAUGAUCUGAUGAACUCCUGGGGUGUCUACUUCCUGGGAUUUGUGGGGAAGUAUGGAUAUGACCGGAUCCUGAAGGUUCUGGGCAGACAUGUGCGUGACUUUGUAAAUGGCUUAGAUAAUCUACAUGAGUACCUGCGCUUCAGUUAUCCCAAGGUCCAGCCCCCAACUUUCUUUUGCCAGGAGGAGUCGGCUACGGGAGUUACCCUUCAUUACAGGAGUAAACGGAAAGGUUAUCUUCACUAUGCCAUGGGCCAACUGCAGCAAAUGGGUCAACAGUUCUAUGACACGGAUAUUCACGUCGUGGUGCUGUCGGAGCAGUUAGUGGGUGAUUACUCGCACGUUAUCAUGAGGUUGAACUUUGAUAACUCGGCCUAUCGCUACAGUCAGAAGGAGGACACCGAUGACCAGGAGAUGCUGCCGUUCACCAGUGACUUCUUCUUCGAAGUCUUCCCAUUUAACAUUGUCUUCAGGCAGGACAUGGUGGUCCACAACAUGGGCUCAGGCUUGGCCACCGUCUUCCCAGGCCUGGACGGCAAGCUGAUCACCGACACCUUCCUACUGGCCCGUCCCUUGGUCGAGUUUACGUGGAACAUGAUCAUAUCUCAUCCAAAUAACCUGUUUGAGAUCAUCUCCAAAGAACCCGUGAAAAGAGAGCGGAACCUCCAUAACCGAGUGCAGAAUGUUGAUUACGACAAUGCAAACCGUGCAAGAGACGUCAGCAUAUUGCUCAUGGCCUUCCAGUCCGUAGUUGGAGAUGAUUAUGAAGAUGGACACAGUUUGAGCAGAGUGGAUGCUGGAGGAGAUGGCAGUUGCUGCCUUCGGUUGAAGGGGCAGAUGCGAUACAUGCCAGAAUGGGAGUCCAUCAUCUUCCUGGGAACUCCUGUCAUGGAGAGUCUGGGGGCCAUGUUUAAGACAGGAUUGUACAUCAAUGAUCUAAGUAUGCACGACUCCAGCCGUGACCUGGUCCUUGCUGGGACACAGCAGUCCGAGGAGUUAAAGCGAGCUCUGAUACAGGAACAGAAGAAGUCCAGCAAGCUGGAGGAGAGCAUGAAGAUGUUGGAUUAUGAGAUGAAGAAAACCAAUGACCUCCUCUACAGGAUGAUCCCCAAGUCUGUGGCCAAAAUUCUGCGCAAAGGAGUCCCCUCAGUCAACACUUGUGAAGUAUUCCCUGAUGUUACCAUCCUCUUCAGCGAUGUGGUGGGCUUUACCCGGAUUUGCAGCCUCAUUACUCCAAUGCAAGUGGUAUCGAUGUUGAACACAAUGUACACACUGUUCGAUACGCUGAGCGAGAAGCACAAGGUGUUCAAGGUGGAGACAAUCGGGGAUGCAUACAUGGUGGUAGCAGGAGUACCGGAGAAAACCAAGUUCCAUGCCCACAAUAUCUGUGACAUGGCUCUAGAUAUGGUACGGUCCAUGGACCACCUCAAGGAACCAUCCACGGGGAACAACAUCAAAAUCCGUGUUGGUGUUCAUUCGGGAAUGGUGGUGGCAGGAGUAGUGGGGCAUAAGAUGCCUCGCUUUGGGCUGUAUGGAGAUACUGUCCACUCAGCAUCAGCCAUGGAAAGCAAUGGCAAGGAAAUGCAUGUACAGUUGAGCAACGCUACGUACGAGCACCUUAUCGACAGCCCGUUCAUCUUCGAGCGACGUGGGACAAUUACACUUAAGGGGAAUGUGGAAAUCGAAACAUACUGGCUGAAAGGAAAGCGGGACAAGGAUGGCAAUGCACAGGCUGCCUGUUCACAGUUUGAUCAGACAAUGAACACGACAAACGCGUCACCACAUGGUUCACCACGCAGUGACUCAAAGACGGGCUGCUACAAAGAGUCUUUCGUGGAGAAAGUGCCAGAGGAUGUGCUUGACGCACUUGUGUGCCCUCAUUUGGUUCCUCCAAUGAGCCUGCCACUGUGUCCUCUUGCCGUGCCACAGAAUGGCGUAGCCUCCACCAGGUCACAAUUCUGCCUACUUGUCUGACUGUUCAGACACCAUCCUUUGUGGGUCAUUGAGUGCACCUUUUGUUGGCAUGAUGUAGUUCUAUAUUACUAGCCUGCCAUUUCAUUGACUAUUUUCUGUCAUGCUGUUAGGUUUGAUAUACUCCGGAGACUUCCCUUCGUGUUCUAAUGGUAACACCUUGACUUUGUUGCUGUUAGUUCAGAGUUUUGGAAUAUUACUCGUGUGUGACUGUCUUUGAGAACACUUUGCCCUUUGCGACUGCAAGCUGGAUCGACAGUACGAUUUGCAAUCACACCCUUUUCCCUUCAGAUCAGGCCUUUCUUUAUUUUGAAUAAUAAAGUGAUUGAAGUAGCAA
Messenger RNA from Amblyraja radiata (thorny skate), 3069 nucleotides. Its product is annotated as soluble guanylate cyclase 88E-like. Bases 576 to 2735 code for a protein of 719 amino acids. Gene Ontology annotation, biological process: cGMP biosynthetic process; nitric oxide-cGMP-mediated signaling; response to oxygen levels. Gene Ontology annotation, molecular function: heme binding; guanylate cyclase activity. NCBI's taxonomy places the organism in Eukaryota, Metazoa, Chordata, Chondrichthyes, Rajiformes, Rajidae. Gene Ontology annotation, cellular component: guanylate cyclase complex, soluble. The record is from RefSeq and is a predicted model, not a curated record. The transcript is spliced from 17 exons.